This is a messenger RNA of Magnolia sinica, 1366 nucleotides long. Its product is annotated as WAT1-related protein At1g21890-like. The coding region runs from base 89 to 1243 and encodes 384 amino acids. The record is from RefSeq and is a predicted model, not a curated record. Gene Ontology annotation, molecular function: transmembrane transporter activity. Gene Ontology annotation, cellular component: plasma membrane. The transcript has 7 exons. Lineage: Eukaryota; Viridiplantae; Streptophyta; Magnoliopsida; Magnoliales; Magnoliaceae.
GGGUUUGAGAUGUGACUCAACCUCAGGGUUUCUUUGUUUUGGUCGUCGUUCCUUAUUUGGAAUUAGAGAGUAAGGUUGAGAUAGAGAUAUGGAAGGCCAAAACCCAAGUGGGUCAUUUUCUGGUGUCUUUAGAAAGCUGAAGCCUUACUUGGCCAUGAUUUCCUUACAAUUCGGCUACGCCGGCCUACACAUCGUCACCGUUCUUUGUCUCAAGGGUGGGAUGAACCACUACGUGCUUGUUGUCUAUCGCCAUGCGGUUGCAACCGCCGUCAUUGCCCCCUUCGCUUUCUUGCUAGAGAGGAAAGUGAGGCCGAAAAUGACAAUCUCUACAUUCUUGAAGAUAAUGUUGCUGGGUUUACUUGAGCCUGUGAUUGAUCAGAAUCUUUAUUACGUGGGGUUGACAUACACAUCUGCAACUUUUGCAUCUGCGUUGUUUAAUAUCCUUCCUGCCAUAACCUUUAUCAUGGCAAUCAUCUGCAGGUUAGAGAAAGUGAAAAUUAAGGAGUUGUCUAGCCAAGCUAAGGUUGCUGGAACAGUACUUACGGUAGCUGGAGCGAUGGUCAUGACAGUGUAUAAGGGCCCCAUCUUAAACUUAUUAGGAUUGAGACACGUGCACCACGAAACCGCAAGCAUGGGAGCUGAUCAGAACUGGCUCAAAGGGACUUUCAUGAUCAUUGGCAGUUGCACCGGUUGGUCUGCCUUCUUCAUAGUGCAAUCAUUCACACUAAAGGCGUACCCAGCGGAGCUAUCGCUGACUGCGUUGAUAUGCGUGAUGGGCAUGGUGCAAGGGGCUGCAGUGGCUCUCGUGAUGGAACGUGGUGCUGCUGUAUGGUCCAUCGGAUGGGACACGAGACUCCUUGGUCCCGUAUAUUCGGGUAUAGUAUGCUCUGGCAUCGCUUACUACGUGCAAGGAAUCGUGAUGAAAGAGCGUGGCCCAGUUUUUGUGACUGCUUUCAACCCUCUGUGUAUGGUCAUCGUCGCUGUCUUGGGGUCUCUCAUCCUCUCCGAGGAACUACGCUUAGGAAGGGUAAUCGGUGCCAUUAUCAUAGUCAUCGGUCUUUAUUCUGUUGUGUGGGGCAAAAGUAAGGACCCCUUGGAAUCAGCACCGUCAGUUGAUAAGAAGAAGGGUGCACUUGAGUUACCAACGGCUAUGAUCGAUGUUGGGAAAACCACUUCCCAUGAUCACCUCACUGGGGGGAUUGUGGUGGAGAAUCCACCAAGGGACACUCUGUCAUUGAAAUAGUAAUGUUAUGUUGAGGGAGUUAAAAAAGAAAAAGGCUUUCUAGAUGUUUUCUGAUUGCAUGUGGCAAAUCAUAUAUGGUUUCGGGGAUUUUAUGAAAAUGUGCUGCUCUUCUCUGCUCUGCUA